Molecule: messenger RNA, 1809 nt
Organism: Aspergillus wentii DTO 134E9
Lineage: Eukaryota; Fungi; Ascomycota; Eurotiomycetes; Eurotiales; Aspergillaceae
Exons: 3
Coding region: 1-1494 (497 amino acids)
Source: RefSeq, a predicted model, not a curated record
AUGGACGACUUUCCAUCCCACUGGAAAGCCACGCUUCUGGGUGAGGAUUUCUGGAAAGACGCAGAGCAGUACAACAGACCUGUCAACGACAGUAUUGAGGCUGAUCACAGCUUGACGCUUCACACGCGCUUCCCUUUCAACCUGGGACCAGAAGCGGGCCCUCGCGCAGCCAAAACCGAGGAAAUACCCCAGAAGCGUCGUCGUCGGUUUAGCAUGAGCGAUGCCCUUGGUUUGAGCACCAACAGUACCAACCCAGCGAGCUCUCUCCCCCCAGCUCGUUUCUUUGAUAUCGGGCGUGGAAGGUCUCGCUCGCGCUCGCGCUCGCCCAGUGUCGCCUCCGAGCGCCACACGAGCUCUGUUUGUCGUACGCCGUUCAAUAUGGCUAGUAGCAGGAAGAAUGAUAGUAUCGAGUGUAUCUUGGCGACGCCUGUUCCGCAUGAAUUGGGGACGCCGUCUAAGCCGCUGAUGUUUUUCCGUGGCGGGGUGUCGUGGACUUGUCUUGAUAAGAGUAUGACGACUUUGGGUCUUGAUUUGUUUUGGCCUGUGGAGAAGGAUAAACAGGAUGACGAUGAUGAGAAGGAUGUGCUUCCUAUUGAGGAGCUGAUGCCUCUUUGUCAGUUCCGUCGUCUGCGCGUCCUCAAGAUCACGGGUAUGAUGCAGUCGUACCAAAAGUACAUUUGGCAGGCUGUCUGGCUUAAUACGAACCUCGAGGAGCUCGAGCUUGGAAUGGCUCUCGAGCCUCGCAUUCGUCAGGGCUAUGCGGAGAACUGGCCGUUGAUCAAGGGUGGUUGGAAGCUGAACAAGAUUCACUACGGGGAGCCGGUUUACUUUGGCAACAUGGGCGACGGAAACCUCGACCGCAAGAUCGGCAUCGGCGAAUACCUCGACAAAACCGCGAUGGAGAAAGCCAAGAUCCGCGCGAUGGCCAUGGGCCGCACCCUCAAUCGCUUCUCGAUCAGGAAGCUCACGCUCACCGGCUUCGUCGUUGACGCUGACCCCUUCCUGCACUGGUUCGACCCGAAGCGGAUGCGCUGUAUCAACUUCAAGAACGACUGCGUCGAUGCCGGCUUCUACCUCUGCUUUCCCAUGAAGAAGGUUACGAUUCUUUACCCGCGUGAGGUUCUCGAGCGGCCUUUGCCGGUUCGCCGUGUCAAUCUGUUCAAGGAGCUCAAGGUGGUUGAGUUGAAGGGUGGUAAGAAGGUCGGCGAGAUACCGUACCGUGGACCGGAGAGUCUUCAGCAGGAGAUUGUCCCCAAGGGCAAGGAGAACCAGUCUGUGAAUACGGUUUCGGGGGAUGAUAUCCAUGCUGGGAUGGCGCGGUUCUCGUUCGAAUCGGGCAGCGACUCUCCUCGAAAGAUGGCCGGCAACACAACCAGUUCCAAAAAGGACAACGUCAAGAAAGACGAAGCUGAAUAUGAGACCGUCGGUGAAAGCAGUACCAACAAUGAGUCUGGUAUCAACGAAUGGGAGGCUAUUAUCGGACAGGCUUUUUGAGGUCUCGUGCUAGUAUAUCACUAACCUAUCCCCAAUGAAGAUGCUAUCUUUAACUGACAUUCGCAACCUGCUCAUACGCCAUUGACCCUUCAGCCUUAUAUACCAACUAACCAUGUUGACUCGGACAAACCUUUUGUCACAUUUGGUGUAGUUGGCCAGCUUUUGGGUCUUACUCUUUGGGUCUUGCUUGACAGGUGACACGUCUAUGGGAAGCACGGACCAGCCGGAUAAUUGUGGUGAUCAUUUGCUUUCAUCAAGCAUCUUUCAAAAGCUUUUAGCCAAUUCUAAUAAAAAAGGGGGCAAAAAAAAAAAAAA